AUGGACGGAGCGCACGCAGGCGAUGAGCCUGUGGCGUACGCCACGAAUGUACCUAGUGUACUUGAGAAUGCGACACGGACUACGGAUACCAAGGACACGAGCGCGGCAGAGGUCGAGACGCGUGUCGACGCACCUACCAUGCCCGAUCCAAACACAGACGCGGCGCCGAGAGAGCUUCAGGCGCACUCGGGUGCACCUGAAGCCGAACAGCCUGCGCCUGUGAACGAGGAGGAUCGUUCAGAGCCCGAGUCCGAGGCAGUAAAGGAGGCGAUGUCCCAGAGCGUGCCUGGCACGGAAUCCGAGGCUGCUUCUGCCGAGGCACCUACCGAAGGGGCUACCAAAGGGCCUACGGAAAAAACACGGGCCGCGACAGAGAGUGAGCCGCAAAGCGCAUCGAGUACGCCAGCACAAGGCGAGCCUAUGCACGACGAGCAAGACGCGCCGCAAGAGCCGGCACAGGACGCCUCUAGCGCUGCGCCCACUACGGACAAGGAACCCGCUUCCAAACCCGACGACGCGCCAAAGGAGGAUGCCCCGAAAGAAGAUGCCCCGAAAGAGGACGCGGCAAACGGGGAUCUGUCCAAGGAGGACCCACCUAAGGACGAUACCUCCAAAUCUGACGCUCCAAAGUCGAGCGCACUAAAGCCAGACACCAAGCCAGACGCACCAAAGUCCAAACCUACGGAGCCGACACGUCCAAAGUCGCGCCGCGUCGCGCUUCUGACCCAGCCGCUCGGCACGCCCGUGGAACGCACCGAAGCGUCGCCUGCACCGACCGACUCGGAGGCCGACAAAGGCUCCGCAUCCGAUACGGACCGCUCCGGAGAGAGCGACACCGAGAACCCCACCGAGACGGAGGAGGACGGUGCGGAGGCAGCCGACAAGAGUGCCGAGGCGAUGGACGAAGACAGCUCCGACUCGGGGGAGGACGACACCGGCAGUGCUUCGCGCAAGCGGCCGCGGAGUCCCAGCCCCGAGGAGGACGAGCCCGAGUCGGUCUACUCCGGCCCACCUCCUCGCCCGACGAUCCGCCUCGAGGUCGAGGUGCACCCCGGCGGCUCGAGCAAGAGCGACUACAUUAUCCCCGUCCCCAAGCUGUCGGUGAGCCGCAUGCAGUCCAAGCAUCCCAAGUGGGCGGCGUGGUACAGUGCGACGUAUCUUGAGGGCGAGUCGUCGCAUGCGAGCUACCAGCCCGUGGGCCUUUCCGAGCAAGAACUCGAGGAUCUCGGCGGCCUUGCCAAGCUCCUGCAAAAGUACCCCUCGCAAAACACGAGCGGAAAUCCGCGCAAGCGCCGUGCGGAUGAGUACGACGUCGGCUCGUACGAUACCAAGGACCCCUUUGUCGACGACUCCGAGCUGGGCAUGGACGAGCCGACGCAUAUUGUCAAGACGCGCUCGGAUGGCUUCUACGUCGCGCUGGGCCCCGUCGAGCUGGCGCGUGCCAAGAUGACGCGCCCGUCAUCGCGUUCCGAGUCCGCCUUUCGCUCGAGUAUCGGCAGCCUCGGCGCACGCGAGGGCUGGGCGGGCUACGCGCGCCAGACAAACAAACUCCUGGCGAAGCGCGCCGCCUCCAAAAAGGGACACGGUCCACGGACGGACAAGGGCGAGAGCGAGACGGCGCCGACGCCGCCCGCCGACGGCACGCCGUCUGAGCCUGAGCCAUCGCCUGCGCCGCCACGCCCUGCGCCUGAACCCAAGCCUGCUGCGGAGCCCUCGCCUCCCGCGUCGGGUCGCGACAAGGCAGAAAAGAAAAAGAACAAAUACCCCACGCAUCCCGUGCAUCCCCAGCUGCAGACCAUGUUUGACCACCUCAAGACCCUGGUCCAGCGUGCGAGCUUCGCGGUAAAGACCAAGUUUCCCCCCGAGCUGAAGCCGCCGCUGAUCGACACCGCAAAGCUGGCCGUGGAGCUGGACGAGUACAACGAGAACUUCUUUAACUACCUUCCAUCCAUCUUUCCGUACAACCGAUUCACCAUGAUGAAAUUGACGAAACGCGAGUUUUUCCCCAAGCACAUGGAGUACUAUCGCGAGCUGCAAGAAGAGCAUCUUGAUAUCCUCUACAAGCUGAUCCAGGACGACUUUCCGCGGCAAGAGGCCGAGUACGCCGCCUCUGCCGAGCAUACCGAAGGCGAGAAGGACGCGGCGGCGGACAAGGUGCCCGAGUCCCCUCCCGAUGACGACCAGCCGGACGAGAAGGAGAACGACGGCGAGGGCGAUGUGGACAUCAGCACGGACGACCACGCCAAGCGUUUCCGCUGGAACGACGAGAUGCGCGACGAGCUCUUUACCAUUGUCACGGUCGAAAAUGCGAUGAGCGAAAUCCGCAACGAAAAGCUCAAGCUGGAAAACUCGCCGGACACCUACAGCGAGAUCAAUGCGCGCAAGGCGCUGUACAAACGGAUUGCCGACUUCGUCCCGGAAGGCUGGAUGAACUCGACCAAUGUUUCGCGCGAGUACGGCACGCUGAAAAAACGGCGCGAUCGCGACGCAUUGAUGGAGUUGGACGAGAUGUAA
Messenger RNA from Malassezia japonica, 2514 nucleotides. RefSeq lists its product as uncharacterized. Lineage: Eukaryota; Fungi; Basidiomycota; Malasseziomycetes; Malasseziales; Malasseziaceae. The record is from RefSeq and is a predicted model, not a curated record. The coding region runs from base 1 to 2514 and encodes 837 amino acids. The transcript is spliced from 4 exons.